GAAACUCUCUGCGCUCUUUAGCGUCCGGGAGAUUUUCCCCAGCUUCCACCUCUUUGUCCUUGAUAUCCUGUUAUCCUGCCUCACCGUCACCAUGGCAAGUGUUUGCACCUCAUCCCUCAGGCUAUCUCUGCCCAAUGUACUACGAAAUGCUCUCCGCUCUGAGUUCGCCUCAGACGUUCGUCAGAGUCUCGCACCUCGAAGGCUCUCCGUAACGCCUCUCUCUUACCGCAGAUGCAGGAUCCCACGACGAAACUUUGGCUCCUCCCCCAAAGCCCAGUUCCACCAAUCAUCGACAUAUCUAUCAUCCCAGAACUCAUCCUCGACUAGCUCCGAUAUCUCUAACACAUCGUCAUUGGACAAGCUGGGAAGAGCCCACCGUGGUAAACCAUCGACAGAGGAUGCAUUGACCGAAGCGAACGCGGCAUCAGACCCCGCUGAUAUUCAAACCGAACAGGGGGCCUCCUCACACACUCCUCGUACCCCUAAGAAAAGCCAAACCAAGCAUUCUCGAUCGAAGAAGGGUCCGCGCGACGAACAAUCCUCCACCGCCACUCCGCCCGCUCCCAAGAAGAAGAAGCCAGAGAAAUGGCAGAUACAGAAGGAGGCUUUGCGGGGGAAGUUUAAGGAGGGGUGGAAUCCACCCAAGAAGCUCUCUCCGGAUGCUCUUGAGGGUAUCCGGCACCUACACGCUGUAGCACCGGAGCGAUUCACCACUCCUGUUCUUGCAGAAGAAUUCAAGGUGUCGCCGGAGGCUAUUCGGCGGAUAUUGAAGAGUAAGUGGCGGCCCUCUGAGAACGAACUCGAUGAUCGACGGAAACGAUGGGAGAAGCGACACGAUCGGAUCUGGGGCCAUCUGUCUGAGCUCGGCCUACGACCGAGUACGAAGCGCACACGAGAUUUGGUAGACGCAAACCAAUUGCUCUACGGCAAUAAGAAGGGGGGCCAGGAGUAAAAGCCGCUGCUGCCGACGGCUCGUACAGGGCACCGUAUGUAUAUUGACACCAAACCAUGUAUCAUAUAAUAUACUCUAUCAGUUCUCGCAUAAAUUCGCAUAGGGAGGCGAUGGUCAGAUCUUGCGGGGUUUUCUUUUUCUUCAUCUUCCGAAUGUCUUUUAUUUCCGAUCCGAGGCACAUGGCCUUCAGUGCCGACGUUGUAACAUACCGUUUCAGAGGUUGGAAGAUUUUGCGGCGAUAUAGUCGUGGACGUUG
Aspergillus sclerotioniger CBS 115572 is the source of this 1208-nucleotide messenger RNA. It is a transcript of the gene rrg9, whose product is annotated as mitochondrial ribosome assembly protein RRG9. Lineage: Eukaryota; Fungi; Ascomycota; Eurotiomycetes; Eurotiales; Aspergillaceae. The transcript has a single exon. The record is from RefSeq and is a predicted model, not a curated record. Gene Ontology annotation, cellular component: nucleus. The coding region runs from base 92 to 952 and encodes 286 amino acids.